AUGACCUCUUCCUCUCAGUCGCAGGGGCUAGAGUCGGAACCUGGCGCCUCGUCGGCCGUCGUCGCCACCGCCACCGACACGCUCGCGCCGGCGUUCGACCUGUCCAUCACGAACGUGGACAAACGCUUCCCGAAUGUACGGACGCACAUGAACGCCACGAUCCCUUGGUACAACUCGCAGGGCGAGCGCAACUUCGCCCGCCACAUGGGGGUCAACGACCGCGAGCAGAAGGAGAACCUCAGCACACAGAUCAAGACCAUCUUGUCGUUUGGGCUCGCCAAUGAUGCCCGGGGCGUGCCCACGUGCCAGCUCAGCGAGGGGGACGUCCCUCCAUAUCGUUUGUUUUCACGGGCUCACCUGGCUACCGCGUUCUAUAUGUGCUGCGACAAUCCGAAGUGGAGGGCGAACGAAAACGCGCAGGCCGCUUUGGCUAAAGGCCUCACCCGCGUGCAAGUAUAUCAGUGCCGUGCGCCUGACGAUGCCCUCGUAUGGAUGAAAGAUUUCCUCAACUUCGACUUUAACCAGAAAGCCGGCAUCAAUUUUGUGGAAACAAUCGAAUGGGGCCGCAAAAUCAACGCCGAGCUGGCCGCCUACGAGCAUCUCAACCCAGGGUGGGCCACUGGCAGCGACGAGAGUCGGCGCCAGAAGGUCUGGCAGUGGAUCAAGGACAACUACAAGGAUCAGGCGAAGCAGGGCAUCAUCCCAUCAAACAACCUGUACGAGCUGGUGAGGUACAUCGCCGAGAGGUUCAACGAGAUCGACGCCGCUGAUCCCGGCAAAGACUCGUGGGCUAUCUUCCGAAAGCAUAUGCUGGAUUGCUGCGUGUUCGGGGAUGGCAGGAUCAAGAACUACACCGUGCUCGAGUGCCUGAAGGCUGUCCUCUCAACGUUUUGCGGCAUGCUCAAUAACAAGCCUGUCACGGUGAAUGCCACCCCGAAGCUCAUCCGCAUGAUGAUGGAAGAGUGCGUCAAGUUCUUGGUGCCGACGGUCAGCGACAACAUCGAGGACAGCGUCGAGGACAACGGCAUUUCUGUGGUCUUGGACAAGAACGCUUCGCGUGUGUCAUGGCAUUUGAUCAAGCUGUCGAAGACGUCGGCCGCACUCAAGAGCAUGUUCGUGGACAUCUCGAGCGGGAAGUUCUACAAAGCUACUCAGAAGUCGAUCGACAAGUUGCGCGAGCUUAAGCUGGCGUCGGACAAGACCGAUGAUAAGUCUAAGACCGAUGAGAAGCCUGAGUCUAAGCCCGAUGAGAAAUCUAAGCGUCGCAGGAUCUUGAGGAAGACUCCUUCGCAGGAAGAGGCGGAGAAGAGACGGCGGGAGGCUGACCGCAACAAGGACCUGCAGAAGAUUGCGGUGGGCGCGGCGCCCGGGGCCGCCGCCGAGGGCGAGGAGGGCCAGCAGAACAAGGGCCAGCAGAGCGAGGGCAAGCAGAACGACGUCAAGCAGGAGGGCAAGGAUGAUGGCAAUGACAAGGCGUCGGACAAGGACAAGGACAAGGGCAAGACUCGCCGCGCUGGUAAGGCCGCUGCAGCUGGGGGCGCCGUGGAGAUCAAGCACAUGGAGGCCGUGCGGAGGUUGUGCUUGUGCAAGGAGAAUGGGGAGACGAUCAUCCCUUGGAUCGAGGACGCCAUCCUGGCGCACAACGCGUGCGUGGCCGAGGCCCUCGGCAGCAAGGGCAUCACUGCUGCCAUGCGCGCUGCCUCGGACACCGCCGUGGACGAGGUAGUUUUCGGCGGCACCUCCAAGGACUCCAAGAAGACGCUCGCGGGCUGGAACGCGGUCCGAGGCGACGUCAAAAAGAUGGUGGUGGACAGGAUCAGGAAACGCUGCUUGCAGCUCGAUGGGGAAGACGACGACGCCAUGGGCGGCGACGAGUAUGAUGAUACCCCACAGACUGCUAUGGAGGCGAGCAUCGCGAAGGCGUUUGGGAAUAUGACUCUUGUUGCCGCGUUGCGGGAGUUCAUCUCAUCAAAUCCGUAUGACACGCCCGUGACGUUCCUGCCAGUCUACAUGGAUGUAUCUCAGCGGGCCUGGAAGUUCUUCGAGGCUGAGAUGAAGGACGAUCUCUACAGGAAGUCCGACGCUGCUGUCAAGGUGGUGCUGUCUAGCAUCGUCGGCUGGGUCUUUCAGGCCAUCGCCGCAGCAGAGCUGGUAUCGCUGGAGGACGAGACCAUGGGCCCCAUCCAGAAGAUUGGCUUCGUGUGGGCGGACCCCGAAGCUUACCCCAACUUCAAGGUCCCAGAGGUGGUGGAUGACAUCUUCGAGAGCGUGAACGCCGUGCAGGGAUUCAUGUGCCUCCGCUCCAAGAUCGUGGCAGAGGUCGCGUGCUCUUUGCUGGCCAGGACCAAGACCAAAGUUACGUGGGCGACAGAGGAAGGCGUGGUGCUCAAGAUAGAGGCAGUGGACGGCGUGAUGAGCGCGCUGAGGUACGAACCCCAGAGAGAUUUGAGCAUGUCUGAGGUUCAAGUGCUGGACUUGCGCACGGUGGGGCACGGUCGGAAAGUUUGGGAAUCUGCGUGGGUCAGGAUGCUGAGUUCGAUCGCGCCCCUGGCCAUCGAUGAUCACGCCAAGGCGACGCUGAGGCCGCAGCAGCUCGACUUGUCCGUAGUGUGCGCCACCGCGCAGACCGUUCUCGGCAUCCAGGAGGCCAGCAAGGCGGCCCAGGACGAGUUCGAGAAGCAAAUUGCCGAGUUGGAGUCGGCCGCGCCUGGCGGCGAGGCCGUGGUGACCGCCGCGGCAAGCUUGGUGCCAGAGCUGCGCCCGGCAGAGGAGCAGCGCGAUCCAACGCUGCAUCUGGGCACGCUGGCAGAGGUGAUGAGCCACCAGAGGACCGCCGAUACGGGUGGCCCGAAGGGGGCAGAGCUGAGGACAACUCUGGGGAUUGACCACGCCAGCUUGACCACGCAGUGCAUCAUCAAGUUGCCAGAGCACGAGAUCACCGCUGCCUUCGUGAAGCAGCUGUCCGUGCACUUGGAGUCGGAGUUCCUGAACUUAGUGUUCCAGCCAGAGGAUGAUCUCUUCGAGAGCGUUACUGUCGAUGUGACGCCGCCUGCGGGUUCUGGUGCUGGGUCUAAGCCCGCAGUGAAGCUGCUCUCCAACAAGAAGCUCACGGAGUCUUUCAAGAUGUACUUUGCUGGCCACGUUGGGCCUGCCAGGGGCAAGACGGCCGCGUUCCAUAUCACCACGAUCGCUGGGAUUACGCCUAACGGGAAGGACGAGAGUCACAUUCAGGUCCCAUUGUUCCUGAACUUCGACCCCGUUGAGCACAGCAUUACGGGCAGCUGCCCUAUCCCCGCUUGGAUGGUCGAGAGGCUCGAGACCAACGUCGACGCCAACAAGACUGGUCGUGGCAAGAAGCGGACUGCUCAGCAGACUCCCCCGGGGCCAGAUGAUGCAAAGCCGCCCGAGGAGCUCCCGACUUUGGCAGUGGGCAUGGAAGUCGUGCAGUUCGAGCUCCCCGAGCUUCUGGCCGUGAGCGCGGCCGACGGCGAGGAGGCAGUGUCGACCAUCGACGCGAGGUGCCCCGUGCUCGAGCCGACUGCGCAUGGAUUGGGUCAAGGUACUGAGCAGGCGCCCGUCAAGCUGAGCAGGCGCUGGGCCGCAAAUGAGAAGGUGGUCAACAACAAGGGCGAGAAAGGCAACGGCAAGGGCACCUCCAAGGGCAAGGGCAGGUCGGACAAGUCGGAUAUGAUUGACCUCGGGCUCGGCAUGGGUGCCAAGUACGAGGACGCGUGCUCGGCGGCGAACGGCCCGGCGAACGGUGACGGGGGCGACGCCGGCAGGGCGGCCGAGGGGGCCGCUGCGGCGACGCUCGCCGCUCUCAGGUCCAAGGUGCUCGAGGGCACCCCCAAGAGUGCCUACGCGCACCUGCUGGAGUAG
This is a messenger RNA of Prorocentrum cordatum, 3879 nucleotides long. The record is from the annotation of a GenBank genome assembly. NCBI's taxonomy places the organism in Eukaryota, Dinophyceae, Prorocentrales, Prorocentraceae.